GUGAGAGCCGUGCAGCCACGCGUGGCGAUCUGUCUCAUUGGCGGGGCCCGUCACUUUGAGCUCACAGCGUCAUCUCUCAAGCGGCACGUCCUAUCAGCGUACCCGGGCUCGCACGCGUUCAUCAUCGCGUCUCUGGAUGGGGAUGCCAAGAAGCUCGCGCUGCUGGCGGCCCAUCCCGCUGUGGUCUCUGUGUUCGUGAGGCAGCAAGUGCGGAUCAAUGAGAGUCGCUUCCCCACGCACGUCCUGGCCGUGCCCAGUGUCCAGGGCCAGCUGCAUCAGUUUCUCAAAGUGGAGCAAUGCGUUGCAGCCAUUACUUCAUUCGAGCACUAUCAUCAGUUCAAGUACACAUGGGUUCUUUGGACAAGACUUGACACGUACUGGACCGCUCCUCCUCCACCAUUGGAUUCGCUUGAUCCCACGGCCUAUGUUGUGCCACGUGGCAGUCCGUGGGGUGGUCUCAACGACCGCUUCGGCAUGGCGCGGCGGGACAUAGCAUUGGGUGCUUUGAAACG
Messenger RNA from Closterium sp. Naga37s-1, 512 nucleotides. NCBI's taxonomy places the organism in Eukaryota, Viridiplantae, Streptophyta, Zygnematophyceae, Desmidiales, Closteriaceae. The record is from the annotation of a GenBank genome assembly.